This is a messenger RNA of Penicillium malachiteum, 1083 nucleotides long. RefSeq names its product amino acid transporter. Lineage: Eukaryota; Fungi; Ascomycota; Eurotiomycetes; Eurotiales; Aspergillaceae. Gene Ontology annotation, cellular component: membrane. The coding region runs from base 1 to 1083 and encodes 360 amino acids. The record is from RefSeq and is a predicted model, not a curated record. Gene Ontology annotation, biological process: transmembrane transport. Gene Ontology annotation, molecular function: transmembrane transporter activity. The transcript has 4 exons.
AUGUGGGGUCUUCUACUAACAUGUUCUAUCUUUAGCAUGUGGUUUGGUAUGAUUCUACCUGUGCUAGAAGUAUUCAUUGGCAUUGUUCAUGUGCUUGGGUUUUUUGCAUUCCUCAUACCUAUGGUCUAUCUUGGCCCUCGCGCAGACGCAAGAUCAGUAUUUAUCCAAACUUUCAACUUUGGCGGUUGGUCCGAUGUCACGAUGGCAGCCUUUGUUGGUCUUAAAGGAACGAUCUCCAUGUUUCUCGGUACGGACGGUGUUGUACAUAUGGCGGAAGAAGUGGCUAAUAGCAGUCUUGUGGUACCACAAUCCAUGCUAUUCGCUAUCGUCAUCAACGGAAUCCUCGGCUUCGCGAUGAUGAUCGCUUUUCUAUUUACAGCGGGAGAUCUGUCGGCAAUUGUGAAAUCACAAGCGACAUACCCCUUCAUGCAAAUUAUUCAAAAUUCUACCGGGAGUCAGGGAGCUGCGAUAGUACUUUCAACUUUGAUGGCUGUCAUGUCAGUAUGUUGUGGACUAGGUGGUAUCUCAUCCGGAAGUCGAAUGCUGUGGGCCUUUUCGAGGGAACGAGCUAUUCCAGGUUGGCGAUGGGUAUAUCAGCUUGAUCAACGAACCGCAGUACCUUUUCACAGUACUGUCAUCAUUGUCGUCACUGCAGGUCUGGUCGGUCUCAUCAAUAUCGGAUCUUCUGAAGUGCUAAGUAUAGUCUUAUCGUUGACUAUGGAGGCUUUCUUUUUCUCAUAUAUUAUGCCGUUGUCACUACUGCUGUAUAGAAGAAUCAAGGGUGACAUCCGUGAGCCUGGUCAGGACCCAAAUAAGGGACUUACCUGGGGUCCCUUUCGGGUACGAGGUCUGCUGGGAAUAUUGAACAAUAUCGUGGCACUGGUAUUCUGUUCAGUCGCCGUUAUUUUUGGGUUCUGGCCUAAUGAAAAUCACCCUCCGCUCUCUAAGAUGAAUUGGAGCUCGGUCAUAUUUAUCUCAGCGGUGAUUCUUGCCGUAUUCUAUUAUCUCGGAUGGGGUCGGAAACAUUAUAUGGGACCAGUGAUGGAGGUUCAAGUCGAGGAAAGGCGCUUGGAGCCUAGAUAG